AUGCAUUCAAAUUUGUUUCCGGCAACCCAACCGGCGAGCCUGCUCCUCGCGGCCAUCUCCUUCCUCCCCAUCGCAGCCGCAAAGACCGCCGCAGAAUGGCGUGAACUAUACAUUUACCAGGUCCUGACUGACCGAUUUGCAACGACCGAUGGCUCUUCCCCAAGUUGUGGGAUCACUGACUACUGCGGUGGUACGUGGAAGGGGCUAGAGAAUAAGCUUGAUUACAUCCAAGGAAUGGGGUUUGAGGCAGUUUGGAUUUCUCCAGUCGUUCAUAACAUCGACGGGAGUACUCCUGCCGGCUAUGCGUAUCAUGGAUGUGCGUUCUACUUCUAA
Messenger RNA from Pseudogymnoascus destructans, 333 nucleotides. RefSeq lists its product as uncharacterized. Lineage: Eukaryota; Fungi; Ascomycota; Leotiomycetes; Thelebolales; Thelebolaceae. The record is from RefSeq and is a predicted model, not a curated record. The transcript is spliced from 2 exons. The coding region runs from base 1 to 333 and encodes 110 amino acids. Gene Ontology annotation, biological process: carbohydrate metabolic process.